ACUGAAUGUGUUUUCCAGAAGAUGGCGACCGCUCUGGUGGCGUCAACUUCAGUUCCUGCAAAUCCUGAAAAGGAAAAAUGCGAAACAGCCAUUCAAAAGGUUGUAAGUCCUGAAGCAUACAUCAAACACCCACUACAAAACAAGUGGGCUCUUUGGUUUUUCAAGAAUGACAAAAGCAAAACAUGGCAAGCCAACCUCCGUCUCAUCUCUAAAUUUGACACUGUGGAAGACUUCUGGGCAUUAUACAACCACAUUCAGCUCUCAAGUAACCUGAUGUCUGGCUGUGACUAUUCGCUGUUCAAGGAUGGAAUUGAGCCCAUGUGGGAAGAUGAAAGGAACCGACGAGGUGGCCGUUGGCUGAUAACUUUGUCCAAACAGCAGCGCAAAUCAGACCUGGACCGGUUCUGGUUGGAGACGCUCUUGUGUCUGGUGGGUGAAGCUUUUGAUGACUACACUGACGACGUGUGUGGAGCUGUCAUUAACAUCCGAGCCAAAGGAGAUAAAAUAGCAAUAUGGACCACAGACUAUGAAAACAAAGAGGCCAUCACACACAUAGGGCGUGUUUAUAAAGAGAGAUUAGGCGUUCCCCCAAAAGUGAUCAUUGGAUACCAGUCACAUGCUGACACAGCCACAAAGAGUGGCUCCACAACCAAGAACAAGUUUGUUGCCUGAGGACCUUUACCCGGAAUAAUCAACCGUGCAUUUUUUUUUUUUUCAAUUGCCAACAUAGAAUUUCUGUAAUUUUUCCAUGAAUGUAAGUGACAUGUUUAUCCACCAACAAAGAUUUGAAGUGGAGAUAAAAUUGCUUCCUUUUUGUUUGCCCAUUUGUUGCCACUUUACCAAAGUUUUUGUUUAUAUAUGUGCAGUUAAAAUGUAGCACUGUUGUUUUAGAACAUAAUUAUUUUGUGGUGGUGGACUGAAGAUGAGUAAAAUAUGUUUUGAUGGCCAGUUUUCAUUUUCAAAUGCAACUGCAUAUUUUUGGUGAAUUUUUGAUUUUAGCCAGCCCUUAGUGGGUAUCAGUUAUUUACUACUUACUUAAAGUAAAAAAACUCUACUUUGGUAUAAACUGUAGCUUUUGGUUAGAACUGUACAUGCCACUUAAUUUACAGUAUAAAUGUAUGGAUUUAUUGUACAUUUUGUAGCGCGAUCAUAUUUUUAACUACACAUUGGGUUGUAACCCACACCCUCUGAGAGUGAACAGAACUUGAGUGCCAAAUUGAUAGUAACGUUUUUUCCUCCUGUUCUCAUAGAAAUGUAAGAAAAGUCAGAAUGUUUUGAGGUCUUUUGUGUAUUUAUCAGUUUGACAUAUUUAGAAGUCACUUUAUUGCCAAUGUUGCAAAUAGGACAUCUGAGUUUGAACUCUUUAGUUUCUGUGAUUCUUGAAAUUAAGAUGUUCUGCAUUUUGAAGAGUGGAAAAUGUAUUUACAUACAUAUGGUGCUUCGUACUGAGUGUCUAAAGAAUUUGAAAUUGACUUCCUUUCCACUCAAGUGAAUUACAGAUUUCGCUAAAUGGACCAGAAGCCCAGGUAAUCCUGUGUUCAUACCUGAGCUGUCAGCAUACUUUAUACUACUCAGAUAAAUAUCUAGAAUUAGCAGCUUCAGAAAUUAAAGCUUCACAGAAAGAUGUCAUGACAACAGCAUUUUGUACCACUGUAUGUCUGUAAUGAUAUUUUCCAAAUAUACAUAUUGUUAGGUACUUAGGAUUUUUGUUUUGUAAGCAGACAAGCCAUAUUACAGUGUAAAGUGUUUUCUUGAGUUUGAAAGUUUACUUUUUUGUUUGGUAUGAGUUUUGAUACUCUACUGCUAAAGUUUACAAAGUAUAAUUAUUUCCAUUCCAGAUUUUUGUAUGUGACAAGCAAAAAGUACUUUUUGGAGGGAUUGAACUGUGCCUUGAAUGUAACACCGUGCUGCGUAUUUCUGAGCAGUAAAUGUACAAAGGAUGUGAUGUAAAUAAACAUGUACAGUGGAA
Messenger RNA from Seriola dumerili (greater amberjack), 1969 nucleotides. Its product is annotated as eukaryotic translation initiation factor 4E-1A-like. The record is from RefSeq and is a predicted model, not a curated record. The transcript is spliced from 7 exons. Gene Ontology annotation, cellular component: eukaryotic translation initiation factor 4F complex; cytoplasm. Bases 22 to 672 code for a protein of 216 amino acids. Gene Ontology annotation, biological process: translational initiation. NCBI's taxonomy places the organism in Eukaryota, Metazoa, Chordata, Actinopteri, Carangiformes, Carangidae. Gene Ontology annotation, molecular function: translation initiation factor activity; RNA 7-methylguanosine cap binding.